AUGGAGCGUAUCGAGCGCUUGCUUUCACGGCCGACCGCAAAGCCGUACAGAUCGCGGGAUAUCGAAGCAUCGGAAGAACCAUGGCUCAACGAAGAUGGCUUGCUGGACUUCUCACCUGAUGAUAUGGAAAACCCCAAGAAUUGGUCCAAAGGUCGUCGUUGGUACAUUACAGUGGCAUCCGUCAUUCUUGUCGUCAAUGCGACAUUCGCAUCGUCAAGUCCCUCAGGUACUCUGGAUGGAAUCGCUAGGGAUUUGCACGUCUCCACAGAAGCUGCUGGUCUUGUCAUCACUCUUUUCUUGCUGGGUUACUGCGCUGGACCACUAGUGUUUGCGCCAUUGUCCGAAUUCUAUGGUCGUCGUUGGAUUUUCUACAUCACCUUCACCAUGUACCUGGCCUUCAACUUUCUAUGCGCCUUCACACCCAAUUUCGGAGGUCUCCUUGUCGGUCGCUUCUUGACUGGUACUUUUGCCAGUGCCUCUUUGUCCAAUGCACCUGGCGUUCUUGCCGACAUCUGGGGCCCAAUCGAACGUGGCAAUGCCAUGGCCACCUUCUCCAUGAUGACAUUCGUUGGUCCCGCUCUCGGCCCUGUCAUCUCUGGUUUUCUGGAGCUCAAGGAAGAUUGGAGAUGGAGUUUCUAUGUCCUGCUCUGGCUGGGUGCUUUCACCGAGAUUUUGAUGUUCACUAUUCCUGAGACUUUGCCGUCGAUUGUCCUUCUGAACAAGGCAAGAAGAAUUCGAGCAUUGAAGAUCCCCGGUUACGAGGACGUCAAAGCCCCUGUUGAAAUCACCGACAGGACUCUUGCUGGCAUGUUUGCUGUUGCUUUGACCCGCCCUUGGAAGAUUCUUGUCGACCCUAUCUCGUUCGCAGUCGCCGUCUACCUCGCUGUUGUGUACGCUUUGCUGUACAUGCUGUUCACCAUCUACCCCAUCGUCUUCCAACAGAAACGUGGCUGGAACUCUGGUGUCGGUGAGCUCCCACUGAUUGGUACUGCAGUCGGCGCAGUCAUCGGUGGAGCUAUUAUUUUCACUGUAUCGGCGCGUGACAGAAAGAGACUGGCUGCUGGUCACAAAGCUGUACCUGAGGAUCGUCUUCCAGUCGCAAUGAUUGGCGGUAUCCUAUUCCCAGUCACCAUGUUCUGGUUCGCAUGGACCGCGAAUUUCAACAGCAUUCACUGGAUCGUCCCCACAAUCGCUGGUGUCUUCCUUUCAACCUCGAUCCUGCUCAUCUUUGUCGCCUACCUCAAUUACCUGACCGACACAUAUCUUAUGUACGCAGCGAGUGCGUUGGCAGCCAACACGGUCGCUCGUUCAGCGGCGGGAGCCUCUGCACCACUCUUCACACAGUACAUGUUCAAUGCUCUUGGUGUCGGCGGUGGUGGCUCACUCAUCGCUGGCAUCGCCUGUCUGCUUGCGCCCAUUCCAUUCAUCUUUUACAAGUAUGGAGGUCCAAUUCGCGAAAAGUCGAAGUUCGCUCCUACCCCAGCCAACAAACCUGACGAGCCGCCAAGGGAUGAGGAGAAGGAGGAUGAACCCUUGGAGACUGAGCCGAAAGAGGACUUAGCCACAGAUCAUGACCAUAGCAACAGCGAGACCGAUGUCUCUCGCGCUCCUUCCCACACUCUGGAAGAAAUCAAGCCCGAAAACAGUACGACCCCCUGA
Molecule: messenger RNA, 1659 nt
Organism: Aureobasidium musti
Lineage: Eukaryota; Fungi; Ascomycota; Dothideomycetes; Dothideales; Saccotheciaceae
Source: the annotation of a GenBank genome assembly